UAAAAGGAUCAAGUCUUUAUUAUAAAGAUAAAACUGCCCCUCCUACCUGUCCCGCCUCCAUCACAGCUGGAGCUCUGAAUCAUUCCAGGAAGUUCACCUGUACGGCUUUCUGUUGAGACCUUUCUUCUUUAACUCUGUCAACAAACCAUGAAGGUAAAAGUGUGUGUGAGCUGAUAUGAAUUAAGCAGCAUGGAUCAGUGUGAGGACAGAGAGGAAGGAGCCCCUCCCUCUAAAAUCCCUCGGUUUGAGGAACAUGAGAGCCAGAGCAAAGCUCAGAGAAAUCAGCCUCAACCUGAACCCAAAUCUGAACUUGGACCUGGACCUGAGCCCAGCUGUGUGUCCAUGAAGAGCGACCAGUCGAAACAUCAUCUUAUUAAUUUCAAAUCUGACCAACUUCCAGCGGCAAAGAGCUUGGACCAGCAGAGCUCAGAGGUACCAUUUGGUCAGUCUGCCAAGCAGCAUCAGACAGAGCUGGACUCCAUAUUUAGGUCGCUGCAGGACAACAUGAUCACUUUUGUGAAGAACGAGCUGAAGAAGAUUAAAAAGCUUCUGAGUCCAGAUUAUCCAGAAUGCUCAGUGUUGGAGGGUGAGGAUGAAGAGCAGAGGAGCAGCAGAGAUGCAUUUGUGAAGAUCACAGUGGACUUCCUGAAGAGGAUGAAGCAGGAAGAGCUGGCUGAGCGUCUGCAGAGCAAACUUUUUUCUGUAGUUUGUGGAUGUAAACAUAAAUCUGUUCUGAAGAAGAAGUUCCAGUGUGUGUUUGAGGGGAUUUCUAAAGCAGGAAAUCCAGCCCUUCUGAACCAGAUCUACACAGAGCUCUACAUCACAGAGGGAGGGACUGCAGAGGUCAAUGAUGAACAUGAGGUCAGACAGAUUGAAACAGCAUCCAGGAAACCAGACAGACCAGAAACAACCAUCAGACGAGAAGACAUCUUUAAACCCCCACCUGGAAGAGAUGAACCAAUCAGAACAGUGAUGACAAAGGGAGUGGCUGGCAUUGGGAAAACUGUCUUAACACAGAAGUUCACUCUGGACUGGGCUGAAGACAAAGCUAACCAGGACAUCAAGUUCAUUUUUCCUCUGACUUUCAGAGAGCUGAAUGUGCUGAAAGAGAAAAGGUUCAGCUUGGUGGAACUUGUUCAUCACUUCUUUACUGAAACCAAAGAAGCAGGAAUCUGCAGCUUUGAAGAUUUCCAGGUUGUCUUCAUCUUUGAUGGUCUGGAUGAGAGUCGACUUCCUCUGGAUUUUCACAACAAUGAGACCCUGACUGAUGUUACAGAGUCCACCUCAGUGGAUGUGCUGCUGACUAACCUCAUCAGGGGGAACCUGCUUCCCUCUGCUCGCCUCUGGAUAACCACACGGCCUGCAGCAGCCAAUCAGAUCCCUCCUGACAGUGUUGGCAUGGUGACAGAGGUCAGAGGGUUUUCUAACCCACAGAAGAAGGAAUACUUUAGGAAGAGGUUCAGAGAUAAGAAGAAAUCCAGCAGGAUCAUCUCCCACAUCAAGUCAUCACGAAGCCUCCACAUCAUGUGCCACAUUCCAGUCUUCUGCUGGAUCACUGCUACAGUUCUGGAGGAUGUGCUGGAAACCAGAGAGCGAGCAGAGCUGCCCAAGACCCUGACUGAGAUGUACAUCCACUUCCUAGUGGUCCAGACCAAAGUCAAAAGGGUCAAGUUUGAUGGAGGAGCUGAGACAGAUCCACUCUGGAGUCCAGAGAACAUGAAGAUGAUUGAGUCUCUGGGAAAACUGGCUUUUGAGCAGCUGCAGAAAGGAAACCUGAUCUUCUAUGAAUCAGACCUGACAGAGUGUAGCGUCGAUAUCACAGAAGCCUCAGUUUAUUCAGGUGUGUUCACACAGAUCUUCAUAGAGGAGAGAGGACUGCACCAGGAGAAGGUGUUCAGCUUCGUCCAUUUGACUGUUCAGGAGUUUCUUGCUGCUCUUCAUGUCCGUCUGACCUUCAUCAAGUCUGGUGUCAACCUGAUGGGGGAGAGAGAAACAUCCAAGAUUCCUCAAAUCCUUAAUCUACAAUGUGUCGAUCAGUGGGCUGUGUACAAGGCCUUACAGAGUCCAAAUGGACACCUGGACUUGUUCCUCUGCUUCUUCCUGGGUCUUUCACUGCAGACUAAUCAGAGUCUCCUACGAGGCCUGAUGACAGAGACAGGAAGUAGCUCACAGACCAAUCAGGUAACAGUCCAGUACAUCAAGGAGAAGCUCAGUGAGAGUCUGUCUACAGAGAGAAGCAUCAAUCUGUUCCACUGUCUGAAUGAACUGAAUGAUCGUUCUCUAGUGGAGGAGAUUCAACAGUUCCUGAGAUCAGGACGUCUCUCUACAGAUAAAAUGUCUCCAGCUCAGUGGUCAGCUCUGGUCUUCAUCUUACUGUCAUCAGAAGACCUGGAUGUGUUUGACCUGAAGAAAUAUUUGUCUUCAGAAGAGGCUCUUCUGCGGCUGCUGCUAGUUGUCAAAGCCUCCGACAAAGCUCUAUUAAGUGUGUGUGGCCUCUCUGAGAAGAGCUGUAGAGCUCUGUCUUCAGUUCUCAGCUCUCAGUCCUCCAGUCUGACGGAACUGGAUCUGAGUAAUAACGACCUGCUGGAUUCAGGACUGAAGCAGCUCUGUGAUGGACUGAAGAGUCCAAACUGCAAACUGGAAAAUCUCAGGCUGUCAGGCUGUCUGAUUACAGAGGAAGGCUGUGCUUCUUUGGCCUCAGCUCUCACCUCCAAUUCAUCCCAUCUGAGAGAACUGGACCUCAGCUACAACCAUCCAGGAGACUCCGGAGUUAAGCUGCUGAUGGCUGUACUGAAGGAUCCAAACAAGCUCAGGGUGGAGCCUGCUGGAGAACAAUGGCUGAGACCAGGUUUGAGGAAGUAUUCCUGUCCACUCACCAUCGACACAAACACAGUGAACAAAAACCUCAAACUGUCUGACAACAACAGGAUGGUGACAUAUGAGGAGAAGCUUCACUCGUAUCCUGAGCAUCCAGACAGAUUUGAUGAAAGGCCUCAGCUGCUGUGUGAAAAUCUUCUGACAGGUCGCUGUUACUGGGAGGUGGAGUGGAGAGGAAACGUUUAUAUCUCAGUGACUUACAGAGGAAUCAGAAGAAGAGGAAAAACCAGAGGCUGUUUGUUUGGUCACAAUGAUCAGUCCUGGAAUCUGGUUUGCUCUGAUGAUGAAGGUUAUGCUGUCUGCCACAAUUACAGAAAAACACACAUCUCUUCCUCCUCGUCUUCCUCCUCUUCCUCUGUCUCUAACAGAGUCGCUGUGUAUGUGGACUGUCCUGCUGGAACUCUGUCCUUCUACAGAGUUUCCUCUGAUGCCCUGAUCCACCUCUACACCUUCAACACCACAUUCACCCAUCCUCUGCUUCCUGGACUGGGGUUUUGGUUUAGGUCAUAUGGUUCCUCGGUGUUUGUGUGUUGAGGAUAAAGGGUUUCAUCCUGUUAGUGAAACUCGUACAGAUGAACUGACAUGUCAGUUUGUACAUUUCUGCCCCUUCCACAUAUAUUCAGUCACUGUCUCUUGUAAACUCUUCUAAAUGAUUUCGUGGAAACUUCUUCUUUCAGUCCUUCAAAGAUUUAAGUUGUUAUACCUUGAGAAUGCAGAUGUUGUUUUUUUGUCCAUUUCCAGUAAAAGAUUCUCAUUGAAUAUUAGUAUACCGUGUUACAAUACUCAGAGCAUUUUUGUUUACUUGGGCUAUUCCGUCUUUAUUUGGUCUAACAUGAUUAUUUAUUUAGAAAAAGUUAUCAAUGCACUCAUUUUCUCCAGACUCUACUACUGCAACUCCCUCCUCUCCUGUCUUGACAAUAGAUCCCUCUCUCGCUCCCAACUUGUUCAAAACACAGCAGCUAGGCUUUUAGCAGAAGACAGCAUAUUACAUUUAGCCUUGCUGCACAGGCUCCCUGUACGUUUUAGAAUCGAUUUUAAAGUUUUACUGAUUACUUUUAAAGCUUGUUUAGGUCUGGUUCCCGGCUACAUUACAGAUUUACUGACACACUAUGACCUUCCCACAGCCUUAGAUCCUCAGGCAGGUCCCUUUUAGCUGUGCCAGGGUCCAAACUCAAGACCAGAAGUGACCGAGCUUUUACAGUCCAAGCCCUUCGACUCUGGAACGACCUGCCUGAGGAGAUAAGGCUGGCACCAUCAGUUUCAUCUUUUAAGUCACAUUUUUAUCCACUGGCCUUUUUUAUAACAUUUUUAUUGACUUUAUUUUUAAAAUGUACU
Messenger RNA from Melanotaenia boesemani (Boeseman's rainbowfish), 4212 nucleotides. RefSeq names its product NACHT, LRR and PYD domains-containing protein 14-like. The coding region runs from base 190 to 3411 and encodes 1073 amino acids. The record is from RefSeq and is a predicted model, not a curated record. The transcript has 10 exons. Gene Ontology annotation, molecular function: protein binding. Lineage: Eukaryota; Metazoa; Chordata; Actinopteri; Atheriniformes; Melanotaeniidae.